Molecule: messenger RNA, 3424 nt
Organism: Ceratosolen solmsi marchali
Lineage: Eukaryota; Metazoa; Arthropoda; Insecta; Hymenoptera; Agaonidae
Exons: 12
Coding region: 206-2935 (909 amino acids)
Source: RefSeq, a predicted model, not a curated record
AAGCGAGGAACGCCACGCGCACAGCCGACUCUCGCCGCUCGGAUUAUGAGCCUCGCGCGCCCCUACGAGUGAAGCACCCGUGGACGAAGACGAGCCGAACUCUGGUUCAAGAUCGAGCUCAGGGCUUGGGAUUGCGAGGAACGCUCGAGGACAAGCUCGGGGACAAGCUCGAGGAAGCUCAAGGAAGCGCUACGAGAGGACGAGGAUGCGGCCGAGGAACGCGUGGGGCUUCGCCCUGCUGGCGCUCGCCCUGGUAGUCCAAGAUGCGGGGGCGAGCAGCGGCUGCGGCUACCCAGGCGCGCCUGCGCACAGCAGUGUGCGCUUCAGCGGGGGCAGCAUCGAGGACGUGAUGGACGAGGAGGACGGGCCCCUCGGCGUCCUGACGACGCCCUUCGAGCCCGGCACCGUCUCCACUUACACAUGCGAGCGGGGUUUCGAGCUGCUGGGCCCAGCAAGACGUCAGUGCCAGGAGGACGGAUCCUGGACCCCCGAGGGCGUGCCAUUCUGCGUGUUGAACGUGGCAGCGGGAAAAGCGCCGAUGCAGUCAAGUCGGGCGGAUAGCGGCAUCCCCCAGCUCGCCGUCGACGGGAGCAGUGCUCAGGUCUACUCGCCGCAGACCUGCACACUGACGACACUCGAGCCCCGGCCCUGGUGGUACGUCAACCUACUCGAGCCCUACAUGGUGCAGCUAGUGCGCCUCGACUUCGGCAAAUCCUGUUGCGGUGAGGGACAUCCGGGGACGAUAGUCGUCCGCGUGGGCAACAACAGACCCGACUUGGGUACGAACCCCAUCUGCAAUCGGUUCACCGGCCCCCUCGAGGAGGGCCAGCCGCUUUUCCUGCCCUGCAACCCCCCCAUGCCCGGGGCCUUCGUCUCCGUGCACCUGGAGGCGACCACCCAGACGCCCUUCCCCGUCCAGCUGUCGCUGUGCGAAGCCUUCGUUUACACCGACCAAGCCCUGCCAAUCGAGCGUUGUCCGCAGUUCCGGGACCAACCCCCGGGCUCCACGGCCACCUACAACGGCAAAUGCUACAUCUUUUACAACCGACAGCCCCAGACGUUCCGCGACGCUUUGAGCUUUUGCCGGGCGCGCGGUGGUACCCUCGUCGACGAGAGCAACCCCGCCCUACAGGGCUUCAUAUCCUGGGAGUUGUGGAGGCGACACAGGAGUGACACCUCCAGCCAAUACUGGAUGGGCGCCGUCAGAGAUCCCAAGGAUAGGACCGUCUGGCGCUGGACCGGAAACGGUGACGAGAUAUCCGUCUCAUUCUGGAGCAUGCCCCAGGGUACCGAGGAGGAGUGCGCGAGAUACGACGGUAGCAGGGGAUGGCUGUGGUCGGAGACGCCUUGCACCGCCAAGCUCAACUACAUUUGUCAGCACCAGCCACGUGCCUGCGGUCGCCCGGAACAGCCGCCGAACUCGACGAUGACGGUGGUGAGCCCACCGGCGGGUAAGGAGCCCGCGAGGAACUACCAGGUCGGCACCAACGUCGAGUACGCCUGCGACGGCGGGAGCCUCCUCAUAGGACCCUCGAGCCGUACCUGUCUCGACACAGGAUUCUACAACGAAUUCCCGCCCGUUUGCAAAAGCAUCGAGUGCGGAUUUCCGGCCAGCAUCAAACACGGCGGAUACACUUUGAUCAAUAAUACCGUGACCUACCUCAGUCAAGUGCUGUACGCCUGCGAAGAAGGCUUCGAAAUGACCGGUCGGGCCCGGCUGACGUGCGACAUCGACGAGCGCUGGAACGGACCGCCACCACGGUGCGAACCGAUCAGGUGCGAUCCACCGGCGGUGGUCGCCCACAGCCAAAUCCAGAUCGACGAGAUCGACAUCGAGGAGGUGGCGGCCGCGGCUGCCGCGGCCGCCGCGACGCCGAUGCCCGCCAACGCGACCGGCAGGGGCCUCUUCGUCGGCAGCAUUGUCACCUACACCUGCGACAGGGGCUACAGACUGAGCGGCAACCGGCAGUUGCUCUGUCUGCCCAGUGGAUCGUAUGACCGCGCGGCGCCCAGUUGCACAGAGGAGCCACAGACCACGACGUCGGCGACGGCUAAGUCGACCUCGCGCCCGACGAACACGCGGGGCAGACCUUUCCUGCCGACGCGGCUCCGCACCACGACGGUGGCCCCGACGACGGGCGCCCCGACCUCGACGACGCCGCAGCGCCCGAAGCAGCAGCAGCAGCGACCCGCCGAGCAGCCAGCGACGGUGCGGGAGACGGCGCACAAGAGGCCGAGCAUCGGACUCCAGAGGCCCACCAACGACAGAACAGCUCAGCAUCCCAAGAACGAGGGCGUCGAUCAUCCGCAGGACAAUGAAAUUUCCGGCAGCGGGGUGGACAACGCCCAUGCGGAGGUCGGGGCCGGAGUGCCCGAGCCCAACGGGCCUUACAGGAUAAACCGGGCGGACCAGCCGGGCGCCCACCAAGCGAAGCUCAACCUCGGGGCGGUAAUAGCCCUUGGCGUCUUCGGAGGCUUCGUCUUCCUCGCAGCCGUCAUCACGACAGUCGUCAUUCUCAUACGCAGGAACCGCGGGCGGGGUGGUAAGCACUACAGGCACCGCGCCUCACCCGACUGUAACACCGUGGCGAGCUUCGAUAGCGGCUCGUCCGGGAGUCGAGGUGGCUUGAACCGCUACUACCGGCAGGCCUGGGACAACCUCCACGAGUCGGCGACUGGCCAGAAAAUCGGCGGGACCAAUCACGCGGCCCUGAGGCGCAAAGAGACCCUCGACGAGCCUUCCUACCGGGACAAUUACAGGAGUGGAACUGUCAACGGCAGCGUCGAGCGCGACGGCUCCGAGCUCGUUGUCAGCGACGUCGCCGCCUACGCCGCCAAGAGCAACGGCACCGGCCCCGAUAAGAAGAGACACCAUCACCAUCACCACCACCACCAUCCGACUUACCAGCAGUCCCAGUCACAUCACAGAUACUGAAUUCGAUUAUUAAAAACGCCAACAGCUACUUGACUUAUCGACAUUCGCCGCCACCUUCAUCUCGCUUCCCGAUCCUCCUACACUCCCGGCUCGACUGCUUUUCCGAAAUAAUGAGCCCGAUUAAUCGUUGUGGGAGCUGCGGGAAAGUUUUCGCUUUUAAAUAGGGGUUUAUUGCUUGGAGAUUGCUUAUUAUGGACUAUUUUCAUCGAUCUGUCAAUGUUUUUCUUUUAAUUUUCUUGAAGGGUAAUUCAGACUUUCACGACGAAUGUACGUGGACUAAGCCUUUCGUGUUGGUCAGUUAUAUAUUCGACGAAUGUCGAUAUUUCAUACAGCAUAUUGAUAUUGUGUAGACAUCAUAAUUCAUGCAAAUAAUGUUGUUAUUUCCACGGGCAAAUGACUAGAGCUCUGUGGAAUCUGUUUUAUUUUCUCAACGUAGUUACAUACAUUCGUCUUUUGCGUAUUUUCACUUUCGGCGAGAUAAUCACGUAA